Molecule: messenger RNA, 2653 nt
Organism: Salvia splendens (bonfire salvia)
Lineage: Eukaryota; Viridiplantae; Streptophyta; Magnoliopsida; Lamiales; Lamiaceae
Exons: 5
Coding region: 328-2253 (641 amino acids)
Source: RefSeq, a predicted model, not a curated record
UUAUUGUUGAUUUGGGGGAAGUUGUGAUAAACUAACAGAAUUCCAAACUGAAAAAUAAAAUGAAAAUGGAAGACCCUACUUUUACUUUAGGCUUAGUCUCAAUUGACUUCCGCGGACACCGUGUUUCUCAAGGUUACAAAAAUGCAAUAUUGCCUAAAAAAUUCCUUCUUUUCAUCUCAAUUUUUGUGGGUUUUUGUCUUCUAUUGGAGUGCUGAUCAAAUCUACUGGAGCUGGAGUACUAAAAUUGAUCGCCUCUCAAACCUUUUGAAGCAUUUUUAGACCUUUUUUUUUUAGUUUCGCUUCUUCCGGAGGCCAAGAGAGCUAGAAAUGUCAACUUCUGCAAAUGAAGAUCGGGAGCUGAGGAAAACUGAGAACAUGGAAGAAUCAGAUCCAAUGACAAUCGAAUUUCUACGAGCAAGGCUGUUAUCUGAAAGAUCUGUCUCAAAAACAGCAAGGGAAAGAGCUCAUGAGCUGGCUAAUAGGGUGGCAGAACUCGAAGAACAGCUAAAGUUUGUUUCGCUUCAGAGAGAAAAGGCUGAAAAGGCGACAUCAGAUAUUCUUGUGGUUCUGAAAAAACAUGAAAUAGGUGAUGUAUCUGUAGAAUUCGAUUCAUCAUCCGAGCAGGAGGAAAACUCACAGGACUUUGAAGUUCGCAAUGGUCCUUUGACGACAGGAGAAGCUUCAACCAACUUGAAAUCAAGAAAUAACGAGAUGGAGGCGUAUACCAGUUCUGAAAUUGAAUCUUCUCCAUCAACUGGUAGAAGCUUGUCCUGGAAAAGUACUCGAGAUUCUCAGCAUUCCGUUGAAAAGAAGAAACACAUAGAUCCCGUCAGAAGAAGAGCUUGUUUUUCAUCUAACGGUUCGUCAUCAAGGAGUGGAAAAUCAUGUCGUAGGAUAAGGCGCAGACACACAAGAUCAGUAGAAGAGUUGCAGAAUGACGGGACUGAGAAGACCACGCACUCCAAAGGCUCAUCAAACGGUUCUGAUGGCGAGGCCAUUGCAUCGCCAGAAACUUCUGGGUACGCUAAUGGGGAAAACCCUCCGGAAAAAACAGUUUCCGGAAAAAGUAAUGGAACCCAAAAAGUUAAUGGCCACCAUUUUGGUGUACCGGAAAAGGACAAAGACAUGGAAAGUGCACUGUUGCAUCAGGCGCAGCUCAUUUGCCGAUACGAAGAGGAGGAGAAUGCCCAAAGAGAAUGGGAAGAAAAGUUCAGAGAGAAUAACAAUGGCACACAGGAUUCAUGUGAUCCAGGUAUCCAUUCGGAUGUGACUGAAGAACGAUACGAGACAAAAUCACUCGAGCCGCCUGGUGCUGCUGCGACAUUGGAUUCUGACGAUCAAGAAGUGAAGCAACAGGCAGCUGAACCUCCCCAGAAUUCCAAAGGUUCACCACCUGCAGCAGACGACGAGAAGGGAAGCUUGCGGGAUGACAAACACAACACCAGCAUAGCUGCCCCCGAAUCAUCAGCAUCCGAGUUUUCAUUUCCCAAGACAGAGAAAAGUCUUGAAGAUUUCUCAGGGAGAGCUGCCGAUGAGGCAUCCAGACACAGAUCCCGACAAUAUAUGUCCACAGAACAAGUGCCAGAAAAGACAUCUCAGCCUUAUGCAGGGAAAAACGUCCCUCUCUCAGGGGCUUCCUCAUCCUUCGAUCUUGCAGUCGUGCCUCAGGAAACUUCUACUAGUUUAGGAUCUGUCCUGGAAGCACUCCAGCGUGCCAAACUAUCACUGAACGAGAAACUCAGUAGCUCGCAUCAGGUAGCAGAACGAAUGUCUGGCAGAGUCAUUCAACCUCCCAACGCCUACACAAACACGAUGAAUGGCUUCCAGAUUCCCUUCGCAACCCCUGGCCUCUUCAGAUUGCCAACAGAUUAUCAGUUUGAACCGACUGCUAGAGUCAAUCCCGGCAUUGGUCCACAACUAAUUUUUGCCAAUUUCACCGAACCAUAUGUGGAGCCAAGAAGUGAUGUAUCACGUGACCUACACCGCAUGUACACUGCUCCAAGCAGAAGCUUUACUCCAGAAAUAAGGUCUACUGCAGCUCCUCCGCAUAGGUUUCUUAGCCAGCCUCGGCUUGGGGGAGGCGAUCCCAGCCCUUCUACCUCAACGAACCAUCUUGAUCCUCGUGUCCCACCACCUCAAGAAUUGUAUCCGUUUUUCCCAUACACCAAUAUUUCUUCAAACAAGGAAGAGAUUUCAAGGACUUCACUGAACUCCGAGAAGGGGCUACCACCGUUCAUACGCUUGUCUCCUUAAGAUGGACACCCCGGACCAAGCAUGUACAGGUAGCCUUGAAUGGUGUGAUCAAGAAUUGCUUCUUUUGGUGGGUAUGGAUUAUUACAUAACUCUUUUUUUGCUUCUUAUUACCUUGGAGUGAACAUCUUGUAGUAAUUAGUAGUAGAAUUUUACCACCUUCAACUUUAAUCAGCUUGUUUAGUUCUGUAGAGAGCAGCAUUGAUACAUAUUUAUAUCUUGUAACAUGCUCAAUGUGAGCAAUGAAAGAGAGUUUCUUCUGUUGUAUGAUACAUCUAGAAACAAAGGCCCCCUUCUUUUUAGUAGAUAUAUUGAAGGGGCAUUUAUUUUGUUGGACAUAUGAUGUAAUAUAGUAGUACCAUGUUUUUAUUAUUUUCCAAUGGAAUAUUGGUAAUUUAAUUUA